Molecule: messenger RNA, 4154 nt
Organism: Conger conger (European conger)
Lineage: Eukaryota; Metazoa; Chordata; Actinopteri; Anguilliformes; Congridae
Product: histone-lysine N-methyltransferase EZH2
Exons: 21
Coding region: 342-2720 (792 amino acids)
Biological process (GO): chromatin remodeling
Molecular function (GO): protein binding; histone H3K27 methyltransferase activity
Source: RefSeq, a predicted model, not a curated record
AGUAGGAGGCGGAUAUUGGGUGAGGUAAAGCGAGAUAGUAGGAGCGAAAAUAGUUGCUGAAGCGGAAAUAUUGAGAAAUAUCAUACAUUUUGGAUUGAGCAAAAUACAUACAUAUUUAUUUUUAGUAUACAUAUGUUAUAGAGCUCAACGCUAUAUAUAUUUUAAGGUGAGAUCUAGUGGCUGGCUAAGUAGCUCACGCCCGGCUUUGUACUAGGAACUGAGUUCGCCGGUAUUGUAAUUGCAGACGCGCGGAGAGGUGAAAAGCCCCCCGCCCUCAUCCACUAAUCCCGGGCUGCGGGAGGCUCGUUGACUGACUGAUUGAUGCCAAUUAAUUCCAGUGGAUGUGGCCAGAACUCUCUUACAGGGCGACCAUGGGCUUGACAGGGAAGAAAUCAGAGAAAGGCCCAGUGUGCUGGAGGAGGAGGGUGAAAUCAGAAUACAUGCGACUCCGGCAGCUGAAGAGGUUCCGGAGAGCGGACGAGGUGAAGCAGGUUCUCCGACAAAGAAAUAGCAUGUUUAAUACCAACCGGCAGAAGAUUGUGGAGCGCACGGAUAUCCUGAAUCAGGAGUGGAAGCGCCGGCGGAUACAGCCCGUGCACAUCAUGACAUCUGUAAGCUCCUUGCGUGGGACCAGAGAGUGCUCUGUGGACAGCGGCUUCUCAGAGUUCCCCAAGCAAGUCAUUCCUCUGAAGACUCUGAACGCUGUGGCGUCUGUACCCGUCAUGUACUCAUGGUCACCCCUCCAGCAGAACUUCAUGGUGGAAGAUGAGACUGUUUUGCACAACAUCCCCUAUAUGGGAGAUGAAAUCCUGGAUCAGGAUGGCACCUUCAUUGAGGAACUCAUUAAGAACUAUGAUGGCAAAGUCCAUGGAGACAGAGAAUGUGGCUUCAUAAACGAUGAGAUCUUUGUGGAGCUGGUCAAUGCACUCAAUCAGUACAGCGACAACGAGGAUGAUGAAGAAGAGGAGGAUCAGAACGAGUACAAGCUGGAUAAGAUGGACCUAUGCGACGGCAAGGAUGACCACGACGACCCCAGGAAGGACCAUCUGCUCAACUCCGAGAGUAGAGGAAGUGAAAACUCUAAAAAGUUUCCUGCAGACAAGAUAUUUGAGGCCAUAUCUUCCAUGUUUCCAGACAAAGGGUCAACAGAAGAGCUCAAAGAAAAGUACAAAGAGCUGACGGAGCAGCAGCUCCCCGGGGCUCUGCCCCCAGAAUGCACCCCCAACAUCGACGGACCAAACGCCAAGUCAGUGCAGCGGGAGCAGAGCCUGCACUCCUUCCACACGCUCUUCUGCCGACGCUGCUUCAAGUACGACUGCUUCCUGCACCGUGAGUCCCCCGCCUCCAUCUCAGCCUUCCACGCAACUCCAAACACGUAUAAGCGCAAGAACAUGGAGAACCUGGUCGACAGCAAACCCUGUGGCAUGGACUGCUACAUGUACCUGGUGCAGGACGGCAUGGUGAGGGAGUACCCAGCAGGCCUGGUGGCAGAGAGGCCCAAGACCCCGUCCAAGCGGCCGGUGGGGCGCCGCAGGGGGAGGCUCCCCAACAGCAGCAGCAGGCCCAGCACCCCCACCGUCAACGCCGAGACCAAGGACACGGACAGCGACCGGGAGGCCGGGGGCGACGCAGGGGGGGACUGCAACGACAAGGACGACGACGACGACGACAAGAAGGACGAGACCACCAGCUCCUCAGAGGCCAACUCGCGCUGCCAGACCCCGGUGAAGCUGAAGCUGAGCUCGGAGCCCCCGGAGAACGUGGACUGGAGCGGGGCCGAGGCCUCCCUCUUCAGGGUGCUCAUCGGCACGUACUACGACAACUUCUGCGCCAUCGCCCGCCUCAUAGGCACCAAGACCUGCAGACAGGUGUAUGAAUUCCGGGUAAAAGAGUCCAGUAUUAUCGCUCGUGCCCCUGCAGAAGAUGUAGAUACUCCACCAAGAAAGAAGAGGAAGAAACACAGUUGUAGGUUGUGGGCCACGCAUUGCAGGAAGAUCCAGCUCAAGAAAGAUGGCUCCUCCAAUCACGUGUACAACUACCAGCCAUGUGACCAUCCUCGCCAGCCGUGUGACAGCUCCUGCCCCUGUGUCACCGCCCAGAACUUCUGUGAGAAGUUCUGCCAAUGCAGCUCUGAGUGUCAGAACCGCUUCCCCGGCUGCCGCUGCAAGGCGCAGUGCAACACCAAGCAGUGCCCGUGCUACCUGGCCGUGCGGGAGUGCGACCCCGACCUCUGCCUGACCUGCGGAGCCGCCGAGCACUGGGACAGCAAGAACGUCUCCUGCAAGAACUGCAGCAUCCAGCGCGGGGCCAAGAAGCACUUACUGCUGGCUCCGUCUGAUGUUGCCGGCUGGGGCAUUUUCAUCAAAGAGCCCGUGCAGAAGAACGAGUUCAUCUCCGAGUACUGCGGUGAGAUCAUCUCGCAGGACGAGGCCGACCGCAGAGGGAAGGUGUAUGAUAAGUACAUGUGCAGCUUCCUGUUCAACUUGAACAACGACUUUGUCGUUGACGCAACAAGGAAAGGCAACAAGAUCCGCUUUGCCAACCACUCCGUUAACCCCAACUGCUAUGCAAAAGUAAUGAUGGUUAAUGGAGAUCACAGAAUAGGUAUUUUCGCCAAGAGGGCAAUACAAACUGGCGAGGAGCUAUUCUUUGACUACAGGUACAGCCAAGCAGACGCCCUGAAGUACGUCGGCAUCGAAAGAGAAAUGGAGAUGCCAUGAAGCCAUAUACCUCCUCUUCAACAAAAUGCCUUAUACUCUUCAGGAAUUUUUACAAUCAUGCAUUUUUAUGAUGUUUGAGCUUUGAGCACCAGAGCCCAACUAUUCUGCAUCAUUUAUAACAGUGAUUUCAGAAAUCAAAUUUUUACUUACUUUUUUUCACACGGAAAUGCCUGUUUUUUUAUCCGUCAAAUCUUGUCUGCUAGUCAUGGAACAAAUGAAAACAAACUUCAGUACUUGAACAUUCAUUCUUGUGUUUACAGUAACUUAGGGUUGAAAUAAAUCCAUCUUCAAACUGGUAAGACUUAUUUUUAAGGACCAUGCGUUGAGCCACCGGAUAGGUGGGUUAUAUAUGUGCUGAUGGGGUGCUUUAAGACUACUGCCUGUUUUUAUUACAUUUAUCGCACAAAUAUACUACAGGAGACUGCAAAAAUUCAAACUGGUCGUGCUAAACGUGCGAUAGAUGCACAGACCACAUGAAGACUGCCAUGCAUAACUUGUGUAUUGUAUCACUUUACAAAUUGGUCUGUAUCAAUGUGAAAACCAAAGUCAUUAAUGUUCAUAUGUUAGCCUGCGUGUCAUCUCACAAGUGAAAUAGUAUUUGCCUUUAGUGCUUCUGCACACCAUUUAGCUGUAAGAGUAACAGAAUGUAGAAAUGUGAAGUAUAUCUACUGUGGGGGUGCCUUAACUAAAUGUUAACUUGCUCCAAAAAAGAAAAAAAAAGAAAAGAAAAUCACAUUAGCAGAUACAGAUGGAAGUACCAGCGUGUUUUGUCAUUGGGUGAGGACAGGGGAGGGGGGAAAUAUGUCACGCUUAAAUAUACUCUGUGUUCCAGUGUUGUCAAGGUCAUUAACAUAGCAGCUAACGGGGACACUGGUACACCUGAGGUAUGUGAGGAAAAUGAGCAUAGAAACUACCCAGGCCUUUCACCACAAUUGCAUCAUUGUUUUAAGGUGGCCAGUGUUUCAUCGUAUUAAAGUAAUGGUCAGUCUCCAAAUCCAGAGAAAUCAUAUUGACCUGAAAUUAUGUUCCUAAACUUAAACCUUGAAACAAAUUUGGAACUGUCCCUAUUUAUUUCUUGUGGAUUAUGUAAACUAGUUUUGCAUUUUUAAUUUAUUGAAAACUUGGGCUCGGAAUGAUACAAAAUGGUUUGGCAAUACCAGGUAAUAAAGGGUUGUGUUUCUCUAGGGUUUUUGUGUAACAGUUAACUGAUUUAACUUGAGUUGAAACGGGAGUAAUUUAACUUUUGCCAGGAUGUGUCCUUUUAUAUUUAAAUGAAUGACCAGAACAGACUUGUCCUUGUUUUAUUCCUUCCUGUUUUACUGGAGGGUUUAUGUGACCAGUCCACCUCUGUUGCUGCCUCUGAAUAUAAGGUGCUGAAUUUCAAUGUUUUCAGGAAAUACUGUUGAAUAAAAUGAAUGAACAUUGAAAAAGAAA